This is a messenger RNA of Scatophagus argus, 1920 nucleotides long. RefSeq names its product ADP-ribosylation factor 1 (gene arf1). Bases 165 to 704 code for a protein of 179 amino acids. Gene Ontology annotation, biological process: vesicle-mediated transport; intracellular protein transport. Gene Ontology annotation, molecular function: GTP binding; GTPase activity. Gene Ontology annotation, cellular component: plasma membrane; cytoplasm. The record is from RefSeq and is a predicted model, not a curated record. Lineage: Eukaryota; Metazoa; Chordata; Actinopteri; Scatophagidae. The transcript has 5 exons.
UUCUCCUUUCAGCCACAGGGGGCGACACCUCCCAGGCUGGUGAUCACGGAAGUUUUUGGAGUUACGGAACCUCUGACGUGUCAAACUAUCGCCAUUUUCCUGAGGAAGGAAACGCCUAGAAGAAGGAAGGAAACGUAUCAGCCGUGUUCUCACCACCAGCCGCCAUGGGGAACGUGUUUGCAAAUCUUUUUAAAAUGUUUGGUAAGAAGGAGAUGAGGAUCCUCAUGGUUGGUCUGGAUGCUGCUGGAAAGACGACUAUUUUGUACAAGCUGAAACUUGGCGAAAUUGUGACUACUAUUCCCACAAUAGGUUUUAAUGUAGAGACAGUAGAGUAUAAGAACAUCAGUUUCACAGUAUGGGAUGUUGGUGGCCAAGACAAAAUUCGACCACUGUGGCGUCAUUACUUCCAGAACACGCAGGGUCUCAUCUUUGUUGUGGACAGCAAUGACAGAGAGCGGUGCGAAGAGGCUCGUGAAGAGCUCAUGAGAAUGUUGGCAGAGGAUGAGCUGCGUGAUGCUGUGCUAUUAAUAUUUGCCAACAAACAAGACCUUCCAAAUGCUAUGAAUGCAGCAGAGUUGACAGACAAGUUGAAUCUUCACCAGCUACGCAACAGAAACUGGUACAUCCAGGCAACUUGUGCCACCACUGGGGAUGGCCUCUAUGAAGGACUGGACUGGUUGUCUCAUCAGCUCAGGAACCAUUAACAAUAAUCUGCUAUCCACAACUAAUCUACUCCACCCUGACCUUACUCUCUACUCCUAAGGUGUUGAAACUGAGUUACCUUAUCCAAAAAAGUACUAGAUGCUGUUAUUUUCUCAAACAUAUGGGAAAGAGGUGCAGGUGUUCUAUUCUUGUAAAGCUGUUUUUUUGUUUUUAAUUGUGAAUAUAUUUGGUAAUGGGGCAGCUUAUUGCACUGUUACAAAUGGAUAUUUCUCUUUCUGGUUGUCUGAUAGCCAUGUAUGCAUUGAAUAUGAAAAGGGAAGAGAGGGAGUGAGAACUUGCCAGCACGUUAGCUUCAGUACCUCAGUGCAAUUUGAUGACUUGCUGUCAUUGAGUGACAUAAGAUCCAUGAGGUGCUUCGAAUUUUCUAAAAAAUUGAAUACUGACGCACUACUUUCAGCUACUGCGGUUACUUUAACCAGUGACUACCUGUACCAGCCCUCAUAUUUUACCAUUUCUUUAAAACUGGCACUGACUGUUUGUACUGCACUGCAAGCCCUCUGUCAGAGUAGAGAAGUCCAAUCUGUGGACACUUACCCAGCGUUUGUGAUGCAGUAUGUUGGCUUGAAUGGAGGAUUUCAGUGCAUUGAUCUCACAUCUGUCUGCUUUAUGAGUGUUUGAAAGGCAGGUCUGUUGAGUCAACGUUUUUCUAUUUCUGACACUCAGGUUUAUUAUGUGCAGUCUUUGCAAUAUACUUGUUAUUAAAUCUGCAAGAUGCAGGCUUGGUGGUGUUCAAGAACUACCAUAUUUACUGGGUGUUUACAUCAUUAGGCUGCACAGGAGCUACUUAUUUCAACAGCCAUGUACUGUAACUUGUUAUGAGUACUGUGUUAGGUAAUUGUAACUUCAGAGAGUUGCACACUGCAGUGGCCCUGCUGUUUUUUUUACUAAAGGCUUUAGCAAGAGUGCCUUUUUUAUUAUGUUGGCAUUUUAAUGGCAAUACAGAAUCAGUUUCAGCUUUGUUUAACACAAUGCCAGUAUUCUUUUUGUGCUUUUACCUUCUUAUGCAAGACAUGUCGCUUCUUAUUUUCAAGCUUCUUUUCUAAAAUUUGUGGGUAUGAUUUAAGUGCUCUGAAGAUGUCUCACAUUUUUUGAUUUAUUACUGCCUAAAUAUUUAAAAAUGAUUUUAAACAAACUUAAGAGAUGAUUCUUUUUUUUUUUGAGGAAAAGGCACUGGAAUUAAAGUGACUUGAACAAAAA